AUGACUGUUGAUACGAGAACUGAUGUUAUAGAUCUGGUGGGAAACACUCCGCUGGUGGAACUUAAGAAAUUGCCCAAGGCUUUGGGUAUCAAGCCAAGGAUUUUCGCCAAGUUGGAGCUGUACAACCCUGGUGGGUCGAUCAAGGACAGAAUCGCCAAGUCUAUGAUCGAAUAUGCUGAGUAUGCGGGAGAAAUCCAUCCGGAUAGAACUACGUUGAUCGAACCAACUUCUGGUAACACUGGUAUCGGCUUGGCGUUGAUCGGAGCGAUCAAGGGAUACAGGACUAUCAUCACUUUGCCCGAGAAGAUGUCGAAUGAGAAGGUUUCUGUGUUGAAGGCUCUUGGAGCGGAAAUCAUCCGUACGCCAACGGAAGCCGCGUGGGACUCUCCAGAGUCUCACAUUGGUGUGGCUCAAAGACUGGAGAAGGAGAUUCCAGGCGCUGUUAUUCUGGACCAGUACAACAACCCUAGAAACCCGGACGCUCACUACUACGGUACCGGUAAGGAGAUCCAGGAGCAGCUGAAGAAGUUGGGAAAGUUUGAUGACUUGAAGGCUGUUGUGGCAGGUGCUGGUACCGGUGGUACCAUCUCUGGGAUUGCCAAAUGGCUGAAGGAGCAGAAUGAGGCCAUCGAGAUUGUAGGCGCAGACCCAGUGGGUUCGAUCUUGGCGCAGCCACAGUCUUUGAAUGACGCCUCGGCUCCAAGUUACAAAGUGGAAGGUAUCGGUUAUGAUUUUGUUCCAAACGUCCUGGACAGAUCUCUGGUAGACAUCUGGUACAAGACCGAGGAUAAGCCAGCGUUUAAGUACGCUCGUCAGCUGAUCUCGAACGAGGGUGUUCUGGUUGGUGGCUCGUCCGGUAGUGCGUUCAGCGCAUUGACCAAGUACGUCGAGGAUCGUCCAGACUUGACCGAGCAAGAUGUGAUCGUGCUUAUCUUCCCGGACUCCAUCAGAUCGUACUUGACUAAGUUCGUCGACGACGAGUGGCUGAAGAAGAAUGAGUUGUGGGAUGAUCAGGUGCUUGCUCGUGUCAGCCAGGCUUCUACAGUGACUAAGAAGGAUCCUUUCAACGGCGCCAUUGUCAAGGACUUGAAGUUGAAACCUGUCGUUUCGGUCAAAGAGAGCGCAACUGUCGCAGAAGUUAUCAAGCUUUUGAAAGAGAACGCGUUCGAUCAAUUGCCUGUUCUCUCCAAAGAUGGCAAACUAACCGGGCUUGUCACGCUGUCCCAGUUGCUGAGAAAGGUCUCCAACGGUACUUCCCUCGAAGACAGCAUCAAAGGCGUAUACUUCGAUUUCAAAAAAUUGAACAAUUUCGAUGAGGUGUCCUCCUACAACGACAACAAAUCUGGAAAGAAGAAGUUUAUCCAAUUCACUGACAAGUCCAAAUUAUCGGACCUGAACAAAUUCUUCGAAAAGAAUUCUUCUGCGGUUAUCACUGAUGGUCUGACGCCAAUUCACAUUGUUACCAAGAUUGAUUUGCUGAAUUACUUCGCUUAA
This is a messenger RNA of Torulaspora globosa, 1494 nucleotides long. It is a transcript of the gene CYS4, whose product is annotated as cystathionine beta-synthase CYS4. Gene Ontology annotation, molecular function: cystathionine beta-synthase activity; cysteine synthase activity. The transcript has a single exon. Gene Ontology annotation, cellular component: cytoplasm. Bases 1 to 1494 code for a protein of 497 amino acids. The record is from RefSeq and is a predicted model, not a curated record. Lineage: Eukaryota; Fungi; Ascomycota; Saccharomycetes; Saccharomycetales; Saccharomycetaceae.